AUGGCACUUAACAGCAAUGUGAAGGCUGGGACUGCAGUUGCCUUGGAGUUCUCCAAGGAAAGGGAAAAGGCAAAAGCACGAGGAGACUUCCAGAAGCUGCGGGAGAAGUAACAGUUAGAGGAGGACCUGCAGGGCUAUCUAGACUGGAUCACCAAGGCUGAGGAGCUAGACAUCGAGAACCCCUCUACAGGUGGCAACUCCAAGCCUCAGCUGGACACGCUGACCAAUAGGAGACUUGGAUGUCUGUGCUGCUUCAGUCACGCCACUCGUUCCACAUACUCCAGCAGCAGCCAUGUAUCACUACCCUGCCCACAGCCCAAUUCAAUGGUGGAAACCCCAGGAGAGGAGGAAGAGGAAGAGGGUGCUCUGGCCAGCUGUACACGCUGCCUGUGAGGGUCCCCAAAAAAGAUCAUGAAAACCAGGGUCUGCCACUGCCUCAACUGAGCCAACCGAGGUCUGCGCGCACAUUGCCAGUGGGCAGUGAAGUCCAAUGACUGCUACUGGGCUAUGCUGCUGGUGGUCUUCCUCAACACUCUGACCAUUGCCUCAGAGCACCAUGGGCAACCCAUGUGGCUCACCCAAAUCCAGGAUUAUGCGAACAAAGUGUUGCUCUGUUUAUUCACGGUGGAGAUGCUUCUCAAGCUGUAUGGUUUGGGUCCCUCUGCCUAUGUCUCCUCCUUUUUCAAUCGCUUCGACUGCUUCAUGAUCUGCCGGGGAAUCCUGGAGACCACCCUGGUGGAGGUGCAUGCCAUACAGCCUUUGGACAUCUCAGUACUCGGGAAGUGUGUCCUCCUCAGGAUCUUUAAGGUCACAAGACACUGGGCAUCACUGAGCAAACUGGUGGCAUCUCUACUCAAUUCAAUGAAAUCCAUUACAUCCCUGCUGCUUCUCCUCUUCUUCUUUAUCAAUCUGCUUGGCAUGCAGCUGUUUGGGGGCAAGUUCAACUUUGACCAGACCCACACCAAGCAAAGUACAUUUUAUACCUUCCCCCAGGUCCUCCUUACAGUCUUUCAGAUUCUUACGGGUGAGGACUGGAAUGUGGUCAUGUAUGACGGUAUUAUGGUCUAUGGUGAUCCCGUCUUCCCAGGGAUGCUAGUCUGCAUCUAUUUCGUCAUCCUUUUCAUCUGUGGCAACUACAUUCUGCUGAAUGUGUUUCUUGCUAUUGCUGUGGACAACCUGGCCAGUGGAGAUGCAGGCACUGCCAAGGAUAAGGGCAGGGAGAAGAGCACUGAAGGGAAUCUCCCACUAGAGAAGUCAGGACAUUAUCCACACCUCCCACUACCACCGAUAGCUGUCUGUGUGCCUGAUGGGGAGAAAGAUGAAGAAGAUGCCAAGAGUGAAAGAGCAGGCAAGUGGGCAGGGCCAAGCAUGGAAAAGAAGGAAGAAGAAGAGGAAGUGGCAGAAGAAAGAUGUGCCAGGCGUGUGGAAAUUAUGCAAGAAGUUGUACCCCAGGAAAAGGUGGUACCCAUCCCUGAGGGCAGCGCCUUCUUCUGCCUUAGCCAAACCAACCUACUAAGGAAAACCUGCCAUAUCCUCAUCCACCACCAUACCAUCACCAAUCUUAUUCUGGUGCUCAUCAUCCUCAGCAGUGUGUCCCUAGCCACUGAGGAUCCCAUCCGAGCCCACUACUUUCACAACCACAUUCUGGGUUACUUCGACUAUGCCUUCACUUCCAUCUUCACUGUGGAAAUUCUAUUAAAGAUGAUUGUGUUUGGGACUUUCCUGCACCAUGGGUCCUUCUGCCGUAGCUAAUUCAAUCUGUUGGAUCUGCUGGUAGUCAGUGUAUCCCUCAUCUCCUUUGGCAUCCACUCCAGCGCCAUCUCAGUGGUGAAGACUCUUCAUGUCCUCUGGGUACUGGGGCCCCUCCGAGCCAUCAACAGGGCCAAAGGACUUAAGCAUGUGAUACAAUGUAUGUUUGUGGCCCUUCGGACCAUUGGAAACAUCAUGAUUGUCACCACACUCCUGAAAUUCAUGUUUUCCUGCAAUGAUGUACAGCUCUUCAAGGGGAAAUUACACAGCUGCACUGAUGAAGCUAAACACUCUCCCCAAGAAUAUCUGGUCUGCCUAAUGUGCCUGACUUUCCUCAGGAGAAACUCAGAGAUUCUUGUUUUUACUAUACCAGAAGAAAGACAAAGUAAGCCCAUGGGAACCAAAGGGCAGGACAAGAAAGAUGAGGAAGUGGAAGUCUCUAACCUACUCUCCUAUCUAGAUGAGCAGCCAGGGAUACACCCAGACCUAGUCCUUCUGCCACCUCAUAGACCUCAGAGAUACAUGGAUGGGCACUGUGUCCCCCAUCGCCAUCUGCUGCCCCCCACUCCUGCAGGUCAGAAGCCCUCCUUCGCCCUCCAGUGUCUGAGACACCAGGGCAGCUGUGAGGAUUUACCAAUCCCUGGUGCCUAUCAUCGUGGGCAAAACUCAGGGCCCAACAAGAUGCUGGGCUCCUGGGCAACCCCUCCUCAGCAAGGUCCGCUCCUAUAUGCCCCACUGUUAUUGGUGGAGGAGGGUGCAGUGAGGGAAGGUUACCUCAGCAAAUCCAGUGGUCUACUAUGCACCUCCACCUGUCUUCACAUGCCUGGAACCCAUUCUGAGCCCAGUUAUAGCAAGAGGGGCAUUGCGAACAGCCUGGUGGAAGCUGUGCUCAUCUCUGAGGGGUUGGGCCUCUUUGCCCAAGACCCACACUUUGUGGCCCUGGCCAAGCAGGAGACUGCACAUGCGGGCCACCUGACCUUGGCCCUGGCCAAGCAGAAGAUUGCACAUGCAUGUCACCAGGAAGUCACCGCCAGUGACUUGCUGGCACAAGGGGCCAGCUCACUCUAUAGCGAGGAGGAGUCCAUAAUCUCCCGCUUUGAUGAGGAGGACCUGAAAGAUGAGAUAACCUGCAUGCAUGCCCUCUGA
This is a messenger RNA of Chrysochloris asiatica (Cape golden mole), 2895 nucleotides long. It is a transcript of the gene CACNA1F, whose product is annotated as calcium channel, voltage-dependent, L type, alpha 1F subunit. The record is from RefSeq and is a predicted model, not a curated record. Gene Ontology annotation, molecular function: high voltage-gated calcium channel activity. Gene Ontology annotation, biological process: calcium ion import across plasma membrane. Lineage: Eukaryota; Metazoa; Chordata; Mammalia; Afrosoricida; Chrysochloridae. Gene Ontology annotation, cellular component: voltage-gated calcium channel complex; membrane.